AUGGCUGCCACUCAGCAGUCAUCGAAUUCGGAGGGUGUAUAUCUAAUGCCCACAAGCCCUAGUGGCCGUCGUCGCGGCAGUGCGGACUCUCGUCCGACUAUUCGCAAGGUUCAGGGCCAUGUUCCUGCAUGUUUAGUCAAUGCCUCGGUAACGCAUUGCAAUAAUGAUGAGAUCUACGCUUUUGGGGGGUUUGACCAAUAUACGGACGAAGUUUACAACCACGUGCUGCGGUUGAAUCUAAAUACUUCCCUAUGGGAGCUUGUGGACAACUAUGGUGAUAUACCUGGUGUACGGAUGGGCCAUACGGCGAGUCUCUACAACGAUGACAAAUUGGUCAUAUUUGGUGGUGAAAACGAACACGGUCAGUACUUAUCGGACGUGGUUAUAUUCGACAUCCCCACCUCCACCUGGACGCAACCGGAAGUUCGUGGACAAAUACCUAGGGGACGAGCUCGCCAUGCGGCCGUUAUUCACGAGGACAAGCUAUUCAUUUCUGGUGGCAUCACCUCGGACAGCAGCGCUAUGCUUGAUGACAUGUCCUAUCUGGAUCUCAAAACUUGGACCUGGUCCCGGUCCUGGAAAUUCGCCCCCCGCUUUGAUCACAUCGCCUGGAUCUGGGGUGGUCGCCUCUGGAUAUUUGGUGGACUCGAUCCGGAUAUGGAACGGACCACGGAUAUCUGGUGGUUGGAUCUUCAGGCCAUUCCAGCUUUUGAGACGGCAGCUUCACAAGGUACCAUGGAUCCUCCCACGAGACUUGGCAGGAUAACUCACGGUUUAGAAAAUACUCUGUAUAGUAACACAACGCAGCAGCCUCCCAGCCGGUCCGGGAGCUACGCCGCAAAUUCCGCGAGUGUACAGGUCCGCAAUGCCGGCCGUAGGAAGUCUUUCGCUCCAGGAUCUAUCUCGUGUCUCCAGUUCAGAUCAGGCCCUAAUGUUCCCGCCCUUUAUUCUGGUACUCACUUCCAAGCAUUCGCCUCCGGUGUCUUACUCGACUUGGUCACCCCAUCCGAGACUACACGUAUCUAUGAUUGUAGCCUUUCAUCCCUGGAACUCGACUCGCUGCGAUGGCAAAAGCUAGCGGAUGGACCCGAAAUUUUCAGGCCCGGAUACCGAUGGCACUAUUGUAUAACCAAUGCAAGCGGCACCAAAGCGUGGUUGCUAGGCUGCAGUCUAGAUGCUAGCAGCAAUCCUGGCAACAGCGACGAGAAUCACAUGAGCGAGGUUUUAUGCAUCGAUCUGGAAAGGUAUGGCUUGCUGGGCAACGAGAUGGCGGCCCUAUCUCCCGACCCUAGAAGAGCGAUGACCUCUGCGCGAACACAUCUGGGACCUCUCUCAAGCUUAGGGACAGACCUGUCAUCCGCCUUUGAUCAAUCACCAGAGUCAGGCAGCGGUGCGGAUUUCACGAUUACUGCCAAUUCAGAUGACUUUGUCUACGUCGAUGAUGGGACCGAAGAUGGAUCAAUCACAGCCACUCUGCCCGCCAACACCCCCACAUCUCCUCCUAUUCACGUGCACAAACUCAUCUUACAGCUGAGAUGGCCGCAUUUCAAGCGAUUGUAUUCCGCGCAGAUGUUGGAGUAUCACACCAAUCGGAUGCAUAUCCCAGAGCCCUACUCUGUUGUCCGUGCAUUUUUAUACUAUCUUUACACGGAUAGCAUUGCCGGUCACCCGGAGUACUGCGCUGAUGUCAUCGAUGUAGCUGGAAUGCUAGUGAUGGCAAACCUAUACGAUAUGCCCCGUCUACGCCUUCUAUGCGUCAACCGCCUAAGGCGCGAGCUAGAUGUGGAAAACGCGGCAAUCAUCUGGGAUCGAGCUGGACGGACGAAUGAGGAAUGGCUGAUGAGACGAGCUGCUCAGUUCUGCCUCAGCCAUUGGGGUCGGGUUGUCCGGACCGAUGGCUUCAAGUCUCUCAGCAGGCAGAGCCUGAUUGACCUGUGUGAGGUGGUUGACAUGGAGGGUCGGAUCAUUGCGGGACCAGAGCUAGAGCUCGUCGGGACAUUGGGGGCAGAUGAUGGACUGAGCACUGGCCGUGAACUGAAACGGUCGCGGCUGACUCUCAACGGUGCUGCUAUGGACGGCGACGAGAUUGAGGCGGACGAGAUGGAUGGGCUCGAGGAAAUAUGA
This is a messenger RNA of Aspergillus calidoustus, 2124 nucleotides long. The record is from the annotation of a GenBank genome assembly. NCBI's taxonomy places the organism in Eukaryota, Fungi, Ascomycota, Eurotiomycetes, Eurotiales, Aspergillaceae.